AUGGUUAAAACUUCACGUAAAACAUCACGAAAAGCAAACUUGAGACAAGUAAUUCGCCCAAACCUUGGCAAAAAAGUUAAUCUUCGAAGAAACAUUCAACAAUCACUCGUCAAACAUAAUUUUAAUACUACUACUACUGAUGACAUUCAAAAUAAUUUUAUCAACUCUUUCUCAUCUCAAAGAUUUGAGCAAAUUGAUGAAAGUUCUAACUUAACUUUACCUUCUUCACCUUCACUACCUUUACCACCUUCUACAUCACCACCUUCUCCAUCACCGCCUUCUCUAUCUCCCCCUUCACAAUCUUUACAACAUGAAAAUGAUAAUCUUGCUGCUGAAGAUAAUCAAGAAAAUUAUUCUUACGAUGAUGAAAAUUAUUAUUGGGAAUCUGAAUCUGAUAAUGAUGAUGAUGGAAAUUAUUCAUGGAAAUCUAGUGUAGAUAGUGAUAGUGAUAAUCAAGAGAAUUAUUCUGAUGGUAGUGAUGAAGAAAUAUCUUUUACAUUCAAAGAUCAAUAUGAUGGAUUUCAAGAUACACCUUCUUAUUCUAGUGAAGCUGGACCUUAUUUCCCAAAUAAAACUGUAAUGUUGAUGUUCAUUUGGUAUACAAAGCAUAUGAUAGGUAACGAUAUUUAA
Rhizophagus irregularis DAOM 181602=DAOM 197198 is the source of this 630-nucleotide messenger RNA. RefSeq lists its product as uncharacterized. The record is from RefSeq and is a predicted model, not a curated record. NCBI's taxonomy places the organism in Eukaryota, Fungi, Glomeromycota, Glomeromycetes, Glomerales, Glomeraceae.